Molecule: messenger RNA, 2326 nt
Organism: Syngnathus acus (greater pipefish)
Lineage: Eukaryota; Metazoa; Chordata; Actinopteri; Syngnathiformes; Syngnathidae
Product: testis-expressed protein 264
Exons: 4
Coding region: 579-1490 (303 amino acids)
Biological process (GO): protein-DNA covalent cross-linking repair; reticulophagy
Cellular component (GO): endoplasmic reticulum membrane; autophagosome membrane; nucleus
Source: RefSeq, a predicted model, not a curated record
CAACUGUAUUAUUGUGUGCAGGUCAUUACAGAAGACAAUUUUGCUAUUCAAAUCUGAUCAAACAGUUAUCAGUUAUAUUCUUGCAGCGAUUUUUUCCCCGGAUUUUUUUUUUAAAGGAGCAUUUAUUACUUCUAUUAUUUAAUUUUAUGUUAAGCUAUGUCCAGCUGGCAAUUUAGUCCAGCCCUCUUAAUGUUUAUUUGCAGUGAUUUGCCAAACAAGGAAAUGCAACAGUCACCGUUUAUCUACUUUCUGGCUCUGUUGCAUCAUCAAAGUUAAUUUUUAACUUUCACUUUUAAAAAAAAUAAGUAAGAAGUUCAUUUGGAGGGAACAUAGUUUUGCUUUCGUCAAUAACUAAUGUGUUUAAAACUAUUCCUCAGGCCCCUCUUGACUUUAAUGGUACAUUCCAGGAAGUUUCAUUCAUCGUGCAACCGGGUGGGUGGUUUGUCCGAUCGUUAUGCAUCAUGAAUUCAGUCCGCAAAGGAUGAAUGAAAAUGCCUGCGUUGAUCCAGUUGCCAAUAUACAACGAUCCAAAAUAGUCGAUUUUAAAAGCCAGUAAAAGAUUAUUCCUGCCUGUCAUUAUGUUAGAGUGGAUGAAUCUGUGUGUGGCUAUUAGCCUGUUCGUCAUUCUUUUGUUAUUAGCAGGUUACUUUUUAUACUCCGGACUCCUGUCGGAUAUUAUCAUUUUUACCGGAUCUCCUCCUAUAAAAAGGGUGACAUUCGUCUACAAGUUUAUGGAAGGAUCCUAUAAAAAAUGUGCAAAACAGUUUCAAGAAGCCAACAGUAUCGGGCCUAAACUUUCUUGUAUCGGAAUAUUCUAUGAUGAUCCCCAAAAGGUGCCCGGACCUCAGUGCCGCUGUGCUAUCGGCAGUAUUGUCAGCGAAGGGGAGAACAAGGCCGACAAGGAGCUUCUGAAGCGCUACGAGACAUGUGGCUUUAAAGUUUUCUCCUUUCCUGAAGUCACUCACGUGGUCACUACCUCAUUCCCCCACAGGACCAUUUUCUCCAUCCUCCUGGGAGUAAAAAGAGUCUAUCCACGGCUAGAAAGCUACAUAAAGGAUAGAAAACUUUGUGCACAUCCUUUCCUCGAGAUCUACAGUGAGGAUCUGAUCCACUUCAUGGCUCCGCUGGCUCGACAGGGAGACUUCUACGUUCCGGAAGCCCGUCUAGCGGAAAGGAGGCUUUCUUCGGAACAAGAAGAAUCCGACUCGGAAAUUUCAGGUGCAGACUCAAACAGCGAAUACAGCUCAGGGAGUGGGAUUCUUUUGUCAGACAGCCGAGAGACAUCACCGGCCGUGUCCUCGGCCCGCUCUGAAUCCGUCCAGGACCCCGAGAACGCAAAUCACGGAGGGGAAACUUCCAGGGAGCGAUCCCUCAAGGAGGUGGACUUGGAACGAAAUGAGCAGGAAGGAGAGCAGUUUAAGAAAGGCUCGAGCCAGGUGAGCCUUGAUCCCGUCCCACAGUUUUUGGGUGUUGUUAGUGGCGAGGAGUAAAAGUUGACUGAGCAGGUUUAAAAAUUCAUACAGCAGAACCUUCGUUGUGUCAAAAGUUCAUCUGAAAAUAAACACAACAAAGUUCGUUUGAUUCUCAGGACAUGCUGAACUUUUUUACUUUUUUGAUGACCCUCAGUCACAAGCCCACUCUUCUGCCGGAGGCACAAAUAUUGAAUAAAUAUCUUCAUGUAUUAAUGUUUUUUUUUUUCCACAAUUUAUUAUAUUUUGAUAUUAUUUUGGCCGCUUCUCACCUUGCACUAUACAUCCUGCAAAUAGAAUCUCCCCAGCCAUUUUUUCAGUGCCGCUUUUUGUUGAGCAAAAUAAAUUUUACUUGAAUGAUUUCCACACAGCCAAGCAAGUAUUAGGGUCAACUAGUCAUUAUUUUUCUUCUUUUGCGGGAACAUUAGUGAGGUCAGAGGUCAUUGACGGAUCCAAGAGAGGAGCCUACUGGGCUAAUGAUCUAUGUUGCAAUGUUUGUCAGAAGAGAUGUUCCACUUCAAACUCUUCAAACUUUAUUGAUGUUGCUUUCUGCGCUGGUGCACAUAAAAAAGAGCCUUUCCCAAGUUGUUCCUUCAAAGUUGGAAGCAUAUACUUGCCCCUUAAGACAUUGAUAAGCUGAAUAAUUCAAAUUUAGGAGGAACUUAGGGAUCCAGUCCUAUUUAAGUCGAACUGUGUUUGUGUAUAUGUAGUGUUAUAUAUGGCUGUCAUUUAUAAUGGCCACUGUUUAUUUUAAGUUUUUUACUCAUGCACAGACAUGCAGAUUCACACAAAACUCUUAGUACUGUGUAUAGUAUUUGAAUACUUUUAAUGGUUUUAAUAAAAUAAUUUUAGAAACA